Centruroides sculpturatus (bark scorpion) is the source of this 2849-nucleotide messenger RNA. RefSeq names its product protein toll-like. NCBI's taxonomy places the organism in Eukaryota, Metazoa, Arthropoda, Arachnida, Scorpiones, Buthidae. The record is from RefSeq and is a predicted model, not a curated record. Gene Ontology annotation, molecular function: protein binding. The transcript is spliced from 3 exons. The coding region runs from base 219 to 2651 and encodes 810 amino acids.
GGAUGGACAGGACUUAACUCAUUAUUUAGAAAAUAAUGGACCAUUGGAAGAAGCCAGAGUAAAAAAAUGAUCGGUGCUCAAGUGGCUUCGGCCAUAAUGUAUAUUCAUAAUCGAGGAAUCAUUCACGGGACAUCGAACCCAAUAACGUCAUUCUGUGAAGUUCCGUUAGAGGGCAACGUAUUAUUGCGAACAGGAAACAAAUAAAACGAGAUUGGAAGAUGAAAGCUUCAUCAGUAUCGUUUCUAAUGCUGUUUUUAAUAAUAAGAAAGACUCAUUCUACUAUACUUUGUUCUUCUAUCAAUCCUGUCAACUGUAGAUGUUACGAAGCGACUCUUCUGGAACCAGAAGAAGAAGUGCGUAUUAGUUGCCCUGAUUUUAGAUCAUACAUAGUAGAAUAUACCAUUAAUUAUGGAAUGAAAUUAGAAUGCUUAACUCCAGAAUCUCCUUACGUUCCUGCACUUUUUAAAAAUAUGAAUACUACCGAAAUCGUCAGUUUCGAAUUCACUCAUUGCCCACCGCCUAAUAUAUCAUUCAGUGAAGUAUUGGAAGGAUACACAGUGAAUUCCUUAAAGUUUAUCAGUAACAAUAAUAGCAUAAAAUCUGAAAGUUUUGAAAGAUUGAACGAUUUGCUGACUCUUAUUCUCCAACGUAAUUAUAUUCCUUUCAUUUCCAAAGAUCUCUUCCGACAUGUAAAACAAUUACAAGUCCUCCGACUUAAUGAUAAUCGUAUACAAAAAUUGGAUGACGAAUCAUUCAGUUAUCUUUCAAAUCUCACACAUUUAGAAUUAGGUGGAAAUCCAAUCGAAAUCCUUCCCGAGAAAGUCUUUUUUAGACUUUACAAUUUAAAAGUUCUUCACAUAUAUAAAAUUCAAUUAAAAAACUUAUCCAAAGAUAUUUUUAAAGAUCUUUCAUCGUUAAAAAUACUCGACAUAUCAAGCAAUUAUCUAGAAAAACUUCCAGAUUCAAUAUUUGAUUAUCUUCUUAACGUUGAACAGAUAAAUUUAAGAAGUAAUAAAUUAAAAUAUCUUCCAGAAAAUUUAUUUAGAUCUACUUUAAAAUUGAAAGUAUUAGACUUUGGUAGAAAUUAUGAAUUAGAUGUAUUGCCCGAAACUUUUUUAUUUACUUCACAAAAAUUAGAAAAUAUCGCCAUGGAUAACUGUAACAUUAGUUCUAUACCUGACAAUUUCUUUUCGCACGCUAACGAAUUGAAGAUCAUUAAAAUCAAUAAUAAUAGGAUUUAUUCUUUAUCAAAUGGCCUCUUUCAAAAUAAUUCAAAUCUGAGGAAAUUAUACAUGAAUUAUAAUCGCCUAACAACUCUUCCAUCUGAAAUUUUCAAGAAGCAAUAUAGAUUAGAAGCAUUAGGAAUUUCUAAGAAUAAUCUUCAAUAUCUUCCAAGAAAUAUAUUCUGGGAUCUUAUAAAUUUGAAGGUCAUCAAUUUAUCUUAUAAUAAUAUUACAUAUUUGGAACCAGACAUAUUUAAAAAUAUGGUAGAAUUAGAAGUAUUCGAUAUAAGUAAUAAUAAAUUAACUAAAAUACACGAAUUAGGUAUUCGUAAUUUAAGAAAAAUUAAUAUUUGUAAAAAUCAAUUAACAGAAUUUCCAAAUUUUAAUUGGAAUGUUAAUUUGGAAGAGAUAAAUCUUCAAUACAAUAAUAUUAAAUCUUUGACCAUUCCACUUGUAAUUUCCCAAAGAACAAUAAUAAAAUUGGGAUGGAAUAACAUUUCUUACAUUAAUAUUUCCGAAUUAAUUGCGAUUCGUAACGAUUAUAAUGUUCAAAAAAUUGUUUUUUCACCUCCAAAAUGGUUCUUUUUUCCGAAUCCAAUUUCUUGUGACUGCCAUAUUUAUCGUUUUGUGUCAUUUAUUAACGAUGUGAAAACUUCUUCCAAAGAACUGAUUUUAGACGAAUUUGCAGAUUUUGACGAUCUCGCCUGCUCGCAGCCGAAAGAAUUAUACGGGAAGAAACUAUUUAAACUUGAUUUCGAUGAAUUUAAAUGUAGAAUAACCGAAAAUUGUCCUUCAUAUUGUAAUUGUACGAUAACUGAAGAUGGUAAAAUAUCGGUAAACUGCAGCAAUCAAAGAUUAAAAAGGUUUCCAGACAUUGCACCCUUGAAUGCUACAAUACUUGAUCUAUCCGGCAACAAUCUUACUAGUUUGAAUGAUUUAAGAAAGACAAUUUGGCAAAAUGUCACAGAAGUCCGUUUAAAUAACAAUAAUAUAAAUGUUUUCGAAGAUUGGAAUUAUUUGAGUAACUUAAAAAAAUUGUCUCUGGACCAUAACUCGUUGAGAGUUUUGCCAUAUAAUUUUAUGGAUUAUGUAGAAAAUCAACCUGAAUUUGAAAUUUCUUUAGGAAACAAUCCAUGGCAAUGUGAUUGCAAAACUAUCCAUUUGAAAACAUGGCUUAAUAAAAAUUAUAAUAAAAUCAAUGAUAUUAAUAAAGUUUAUUGUAAAAAUAAAAGAGAUAAAAAUGGGACAAUGAACUUGAUCAGAGUACCAAAUGACAUUAUUUGUCCAUCGGAUAACUGGCAGAAUAAAAAUCAGUUGACCAUUUUAAUUGUCAUUACAACAGUAAUAACAUUGUUAAUAUUUAUCAUAUUGAUUCUUUUUUAUAAAAAUAGGAAUACUGUAAUAGCUUGCCUUUUAUUUUCAUUUUAAUUUUAUUUUCUUUUGUCAUACAAUAAAGGCAAAUUGAAGAUAAACCAUUUGAUACCAGUAAGAGUUGUAUAUAAUGAAAUCAGUACGGGUUAAAAGUAUGUAGUAGAUUUUAAUUUAUUAAACAUAUAUAUACAGUAUAUAUGUUGUAUAAUAAAUAAAUUAAUACAUGUAUAUAUGUAUCAUGUAUUAUAUACAGGA